AUGACAACAGAUUGGGAGGACAUAAAGGAAGAUCUCAGACAGCUCUACCUGGAACAAGAUUUGACCUGUACCGAGGUCAUGUUGGAGAUGCAGAGACGGGGAUUCUACAAAUCAAGACGCUCGUACAAGAACUGUUUCAAGCGUUGGGGCUUUAGAAAGGCUGAGCGACGAGCUGGAGAUCUUGGGACAUUGUCACAAGGAUUGCCGAUCGACCAAGCGAUGCCGGCCGAUGAGGAUGAUACUCCGUCAUCACCGGUCAGCGAUCACGCAGAUGUGAUGUACUCGCAGGCUAACAACCUCGUCUCCUUCGCGCCGAGCACAACCGAGGCAUGCCCUACUAGUCUUUGGGCUCAUCUCUCAGACCUUCCUGAGAUUGAAGAUCCCCUGUCUAUGUUUGACGAGACCUUUGCGAACAUUCUCCUGAACUACCAAGACGAAUCGGGCUACACGGAGCUUCAUCGAGCUGUCAUGAACGAACAAGCCGACGAGGUGAUAGCCUUGCUGAGUGAAGGGGCAGCAAUUGAUAUUGAGGAUUGGAAUGGUAAUCUGCCAGUGCAUUACGCUGCUGACCAUCGAGACGAGAAGAUUGUCAAGCUUCUACUCGGCUAUCGGGUGGGCAAAAUCGUGCCCAUGGUCAAGCAAGAUUCUGCUCGACUCACGCUUGACCAUCGAAAUGCGGACGGGAACACCCCUCUGCAUCUGGCCAUUUCAGCAGGAAGCUUAAACCAUGAUCAUCAAAGGAGCAUUGUGACCCAGCUUCUGGGGACCGGGGCCAAUCCUCAUAUACCCAACAACGUUGGUGUGACUCCGAUACACAGGGCUGUGGAACUCGUCUCACCGACCAUGAGCUGGGAUCAUGGACGUCACGUUGACAAGAUGCUGACGGCCAAGGCCGCCGAUCUCACAACCGAGCAGAUAACAUCUCUGUUCAAGCUCUUCCUCGCAAAUUCAUACAAUGCUUGGGCUGACGUUAACAGUCACCUCAACGCAUUAUUCAGGACCUUUCUGGGCAAUGGCGCUGAUCCGGAUGUAACGAUUUGUCCGAGCUGUGAGCGUCUAUUGACACACUUCUUGCACUGCUGCUUUAAGACUCGCUCUGCCUCCCAGAAGUGUGACACCCGGCUUGCCACCUUGAUAUGUGAGAAAUUAGAUGUCGCAAGAGUCAACAGCAUAGGCGACACAUGCGUACAUGAGCUCAUAAGAUUCCUGGGCUCUUGGUAUUAUGAUCCUUCAAUAUACCAAUUACUCCAGAUCGUGGUAGAAAGGGGAGCGGAUGUCAAUCACCUCAACAUGGCCCGGCAAUCACCUCUGAUGCUGCUCUUGGAGACAAGGCAGCUUGUGGACGACGUCUACACGGUGUUGGCAUUUCUUCUCAGGCGAGGAGCAAAUCCAUUGAUCCCCGAUGCGGCUGGGAACUUUCCGAUAUACGCGGCUGUUCGAAACAAUCCCUGGCUGGGAUCCAAGCUCGCGAAAAUGAUCCUCCACGUUGACAAUGGAUUAGACACCAUCGUCCCCUGGCAGUUUCCACAGUUUACCUGGUGGCAAUCGUGGAUGCACGCUAUCGCCUCAGAAGAUUUGGGCACGUCGGUAACGGUGCUUCAACAGGCUCGCCACUCACCGCCACCGGACAUCCGAGACCUACUAUACCGUCUGGCGUUGGCCGUUCUCACCGAAAAACACUUGCGUCGAGCAAAAGACUGGUAUCAGAACAGUGAGAAAAGUCCUGAGCAACAGAAGCAACACCGGACCACUGUGCUAAAUAUACUCCUGAAGAGCCAGGGGCUGGAUAUUGAUCCAGAUUGGUUUCAAUACCUGCUGAAAUUGUAA
Molecule: messenger RNA, 1827 nt
Organism: Aspergillus viridinutans
Lineage: Eukaryota; Fungi; Ascomycota; Eurotiomycetes; Eurotiales; Aspergillaceae
Product: ankyrin repeat protein
Exons: 3
Coding region: 1-1827 (608 amino acids)
Biological process (GO): protein localization to ciliary inversin compartment
Cellular component (GO): ciliary inversin compartment
Molecular function (GO): protein binding
Source: RefSeq, a predicted model, not a curated record